AUCUGUACAGUAUUUUGGACCGCUUUUUAUCUACUUUUACCAUUCAGACAUGUGUUUGAACCGCUAGAUACGCUUGAUCCACACUUUAUCUAUUAGAUCUGCUAGAACCGCUUUUGUUUCACUCGAUCCACUUGAUCCGCCAGAUCCGCAACGCUUGAUCCGCUUUCUCCAUUCGGAGCCUAAAUCCUAACUUAAACGCACUUUGUUUGGCAAUACAGUAAAAGGUCUCUUCAAUAAUAGAUUUUUAUUAUUAAUCAAAUAAAUAAAUUGCACACCACAUGUAACUAAUUUCUGAAAGUAUUUGACAUGGUCAAAUGUACCAUGCUACGAUUUUUUUUGGGACAAAUUAAGUAUUUAUUUAUAUUUUUUUUUUAAAGAGUGAAAAUUUUGACAAUUUGGCAGAUGGGAAUUGUUGGAGAGCAACUAGACAUAGAUUUUGUGAUAUCAUUUGGAGAUAAUUUUUAUGACGAUGGUUUAAAAGGAGACACUGAUACUUCUUUUGAAGCUUCUUUCUCUCAUAUCUACACUCAUCCUAGUCUACAAAAACAGUGGUAUUCUGUUUUGGGGAACCAUGACUACCGAGGAAAUGUUUCAGCACAACUAAGUCAAGUUCUCACCCAAAAAGAUUGGAGAUGGUUUUGUCGCAGAUCUUUUGUCUUAUGCUCAGGAAUGGUGGAGUUUUUCUUCGUGGACACAAAUCCAUUUGUAAAAAAAUACUUCACAGAUCCAGAAGAUCACACUUACGAUUGGAGCAACGUCUUACCCAGAAAGAAAUAUAUCUCCAACCUCUUACAUGAUUUAGAUUUAGAGAUUAAGAAGUCGCGCGCCACAUGGAAAUUUGUCGUGGGACAUCAUGGGAUCAAAACAGCAGGUCAACAUGGGGUGACCCAAGAGCUAGUAGAUCAACUUCUUCCAAUUCUAGAGGAGAAUAAAGUGGACUUGUACAUAAACGGACAUGAUCAUUGUUUGCAACACAUUGGUUCUGAAGGUGAAAUUCAAUUUCUGACAAGCGGAGGAGGAUCAAAGGCAUGGAGAGGAGAUAUUCAGCCAUGGGAUCCAAAAGAACUCAAACUUUAUUACGACGGACAAGGUUUCAUGUCUCUUCGCAUCACUCACUCUGAAGUUAAGUUCGUCUUCUAUGACAUUUCCGGCAAUGUUCUUCACCAAUCCACAGUGUCCAAAAAAUCCAAGACUUUUGGUCUCUUUUAAAGAUUAUUCCUCUAAAAAGAGAGAGAGUUAAACAUAUGAUAAUUUGAGAGUGUUUAUUUAUAAACUAUGCAUCCAUUUCGAUUGUUGUGUGGAAUAUGUGAGGCGGCAUGAUGUGGAUAUCACUGGUUUCUUUCUGCAUCAAUAUAUUAUAGCUCUACGUAACUAUAUAUAACUUCAGUGUGUGAACAUAUAUGUUUUUUAAUUAACAAGUUGGAAAUUACCCUCAUAAUUUACAUUGCCAUCAAUGAUUGCGUGGUUGAAUAAAAACCACGCUUAAGGCCAGAUUAAAGGAAGAAAGAUAUUGAACUCUCAAACUAGAAAGGGAGCUGCCUAAAAUAUUUCUCUCUCAUGUCUGACUACCAAAGCUGCCGCAACAAAAUCUUCUUCCAGCUAAUCAUCCUAGGCACGGACAUUUUACCCAAAACCGAAUCCGAAUCCAAUCCAAAAAGCUUGAACUCGAACCCGAUUCGAUCUAUAAAAAUAUCCAAACGAGUAUUAAGUUAGAGAAGAUUGGAUACUUGAUCCCAAUCGGAUAAUACCCGAUACGUGAAUGGAUAUCCAAAAUAUCUGAGAAUAU
Molecule: messenger RNA, 1786 nt
Organism: Brassica napus (rape)
Lineage: Eukaryota; Viridiplantae; Streptophyta; Magnoliopsida; Brassicales; Brassicaceae
Product: purple acid phosphatase 7
Exons: 6
Coding region: 403-1209 (268 amino acids)
Molecular function (GO): ferrous iron binding; ferric iron binding; acid phosphatase activity
Source: RefSeq, a predicted model, not a curated record